Messenger RNA from Yarrowia lipolytica CLIB122, 1734 nucleotides. RefSeq lists its product as uncharacterized. The record is from RefSeq and is a predicted model, not a curated record. Gene Ontology annotation, biological process: mannan biosynthetic process. Gene Ontology annotation, cellular component: Golgi apparatus. Gene Ontology annotation, molecular function: alpha-1,2-mannosyltransferase activity. NCBI's taxonomy places the organism in Eukaryota, Fungi, Ascomycota, Dipodascomycetes, Dipodascales.
AUGGCGAUCCCCCGAAGAGUCACGCGACUGAUCGUGGUAGCGCUGGUGCUCGGCGGACUGCUGCAUCUGCUGUUCGCUGGCAGCAUAGGCCGCAAACGAUACGCCUUUACUAACGACCCCCAAACAGGCCCAAGCCAACCGACACCGGACGAGGGCCCACAGGAACCGCAGUACGCGGUGGACAAUGUGGUAGCGGAGCCGGACACGUCGCAUCUCCAACUGACGCCACCGGAACGCGAGGAGCUCGAAAAACAGGCCCACCAAGAGGUGACGCAGGAGGAAAAAGAAGAAGCCAUCAACAAACACCUCGACACGGCCGAACACAAGCUGUACGCGCGCGCCUUCUCGGCCUUCUACGACCAGCGGCCCCAGCGUCUGGAUAUCCCCAAGUUCGACAAGUACGGCGAUCUGGGCAAGCUCAACGAAGACAAGCUCAAGAGCCAGCGACUAACAGAAGACCGACUGCGGCAGUUUCUGCAGAUUGAGCCCAAACACGUGGAACAGAUGGCAGAGCUGCACAAAAACCUCGUCGGCGAACUGGACAAGGUGCUCGACGACUUUGGAGACCUCACAAAAAUCUACAAGGGCACUGGUAUCGCCAUUGUGGCCGGAGCCCGCUUCAUGCCCAUUGUGACCAACUCGCUGCGGAUGCUGCGACGAACGGGCUGCACGCUCCCCGUGGAAAUCUUCCUGGCCAACCAGGAGGAGUACGAGGUGCAGUUGUGCGAGGAAGUCUUCCCGUCUCUCGGAGCGGAGUGCCGGGUGCUCCCCGACGUGCUGGGAAAGGCCGCGCUGCGAAACUUCCCUCUCAAGGGCUACCAGUUCAAGAUUCUGUCUGCUCUGGCUUCAUCCUUUGAGCACGUGCUCUUGCUGGACGCUGACAACGUUGCUAUCAAGGACCCCUCGGUCGUGUUCAAGUCCGACGUGUACAAGAAGUACGGCUACAUUCUGUGGCCUGACUACUGGGAGCGAUCAACCCAUCCCGAGUUUUUCAACAUUGCAGGAACCACUCUCGGAGGGGUGCGUGACGACAUGAAGAAGGGCGGGGACGAGGACAACGAGCCUCCCAAACUGGCUGAUCUGAUGGGCUCCAUGCCCAACCCCUCAACCGAGUCUGGCCAGGUUUUUGUCAACAAGUCUGCCAAAUUCAAGGCACUCCUGCUGGCCACCUAUUACAAUCUCAACGGACCCCGGUACUACUAUCCUCUCUUUUCACAGGGUAUGAUGGGUGAGGGAGACAAGGAGACGUUCCUGGCUGCUGCUGUGGUGCUCAAGGAGCCCGUAUACCAGGUUCCCCGACACGUUCAGGCAAUUGGACGAUGGUACCGAGACUCAUUCCAUGGUGCAGCCAUGUUGCAAUUUGAUCCUAUCAAGACCUACGAGCUUUACGACAAGGCUGCUCGUGGUGAGAUUGACGACCAGACCCGCAACAAGCUGGUGGAGAAGGAGGGCAUGUUCAUGCAUACAAAUUUCCCUAAGAUGAACCCCCGGGAGCUGCUUGAGAAGAAGCUGUUGAAGGACGCUGAGGGCAACAAGUUCCGAGCGUUUGGACCUCGGUCCGGUCUUAACGGGUUCCUGCCCACCCGGGAUCUGGAGCUGGAGAUCUGGCAGGAGGCCGAGUGGAUGACUUGUCGGGAUAUCAAGUUUGCCAACUGGAAGGGUGCUGAUCGGGAAAAGCUGUGUUCCGAGGUGGCAGACCAGGUGGAUUUCAUGUUGUCGACCACUGACAAGUAA